Uranotaenia lowii is the source of this 4587-nucleotide messenger RNA. RefSeq lists its product as uncharacterized. The record is from RefSeq and is a predicted model, not a curated record. Gene Ontology annotation, biological process: proteolysis. The transcript is spliced from 7 exons. Gene Ontology annotation, molecular function: aspartic-type endopeptidase activity; nucleic acid binding; zinc ion binding. The coding region runs from base 1 to 4587 and encodes 1528 amino acids. Lineage: Eukaryota; Metazoa; Arthropoda; Insecta; Diptera; Culicidae.
AUGGAGGACUUGAGUUUCAAUCAAGCGAUAGAUCGCUUGGUGAAAUGGUAUCAAGUCAUGCGGGUGGAGUUAUUGGAGGAAGAUGAACUUGAGCAAGAGCUCAAAUGUCGCGACGUGAUAUUAUCAGGUUUGGAUUUAUCUCGGAAAAGGAAAUGUUUGCGAGAUGCCUUAAAAAGGGAGAAAGAAUCCGGUUUAAAGUUAAGUGCCUUAAGCCUAAGAACAGAUCCCGAGAAUGAGCGGGAACUUUGCCUUGUUAAAUUUAAACAAAUUAAAACACUGUUGAAAUCUAGCAGUACGGACGAAUCACAGAAAAGGAUUUGCUUAGCCCGUCUAGCCCAUGUGGGUACACGAGUGGCUACCCUUCUGUGUUCGUCGCGUGGUUCACCUAAUCUCCUAACGCAGAUGCAAAAUAUGUUGGUUGAGUUAGUCCAACUCUUGCAAUCUGCCUACGAUCCAUCGGGUAUCGCGACGCAGGAAAUCGUGGUCCAAAAUCCAUCGCAGGCUAUCACUGAGGCAAACACCAACACGGAGGUCGAGCUUCCAUCACCCUCUGUUCUGGGCCAGGACGACCUAGAUUGGAUCCACAGCUUGCAGGCGAGGAUAGUUGGCCUAGAAGAAGAAUUGGCAAAACGGAAAGAAGGAAGAGAAGUUGAGACUCAAACGGAACAAGAAGUGUUCAAUGACAACCAAAUUCCUGGUCAAACAACUGUCCAAAUCCGAACCCUUCUCAGCCUCAGCUCCCAUAUAACGCGUUUCCAGGCCAGUACCAGGGACCAUCCGGUCAACCUCAAGGACAUUGGGGAUCACCUUACGGGAAUCCCGGUAUCCAAAUGGAAUAUUGCAAAGUACAGCGGAGAUGAUCAAGGGUUGAAACUGAAUGAAUUCCUGGAAGUCGUUCACGCUCUGUCCAUGGCUGAAAGGGUGUCCGAUCAGGAGCUUUUUGAAUCGGCUGUACAUUUGUUUUCUGGAUCUGCCCUUAAAUGGUAUAUGACACAGCGAUCUAUGGGCCGGCUUGUCAGUUGGCAGCAUUUAGUUUUCGAGCUCCGCAGAACGUACAUGCACCCAGACUUGGACGCUCUCAUCAAAAUGAAAGUGUACCAAAGGCGUCAACGGCAGCAGGAGUCCUUUCACGAAUUCUACAGCGAGGUAGAGAAGCUGAUCCGCACGAUGAGCGUCCCUAUACCCGAAUUCGAGAAAAUUCAAAUCCUUCAGCAAAACAUGAGGAUGGACUACAAGAAGUUCAUGGCUUUCAUUCCCAUCUUGAACUUAGAAUCCUUACUCUCAGCGGGUCAGAAGCUUGAUGCGCUUAAUUUUUCUGCGUAUAGCAAGGUGUUCGGCUCUGAUAAGGUGGUUCACGUGAUCGAAGACGAAGAUCUGGAGCAGCCGAGGUCGAACAAAAGCAAGAAGCAGGCACCAAGCUCUGAUUUCGUCGUACCGGUUCAACAACAUCCAAGGAAUAAUUCAGCGGGUCCUAAAGCGAAUGUUGUUCCGAAGAACCAGAACCAGUUCGCGCAAAAUAUACCUGGCCCGUCACGGCAAAUAGCCAGUAAGCCUACAGCAGUCGGGGAACCAUCUGGCAGUCAGUCGCAACCUCAACUCACGUUAGAGAUGGUGGUAAACAACCACAAGCCUCCUCCAUCAAAUCGUUGCUACAACUGCAAUCGGGAGGGACAUCAUGCAGCAAUUUGCCGUCAACCACCAAUCAUCGUUUGCUUCAAAUGCGGGCUUCGUGGAUUUCCGACUGCUAUGUAUACUGAAAUCUGUCACAUUUCGUAUCCAUUUCAUAAUGAUCACCGUCCAUUCGUGGAUAUUCGCAUCCACGAUAUUCCCGUUUGUGCCCUUUUAGACAGUGGCAGUAAUUACACCUUGAUCAAUCAGAAUGUUUUUCGCAAGUCCAGACACGAGAAAUUGAAUCCAUUGACCAAAUCGCUGGAUCUUCGUUCAGCAAGUGGUGAUUCGAUGGAAAUAUUAGGCCAGGCCUUUCUGCCCAUCCAGUUUGAUGGACGAACUAAAGUCAUCACCACUCUGGUGGUGGCUAAUUUGUCCAUCGACUGCAUUUGUGGGAUGGACUUUUGGACCAAAUUUCAGAUCGUUCCCACUAUGUUGUCUGGAGAUUCCGUGAAUGCAGCGUUCUUGGAAAAGGCGUCUUCGUCCGCCGAAUGUUUGUCGCUAGAAGAAGAAAGAGAAUUGGAGGAAAUUAAAAAGAGUUUCUUAGCAGCUGGUCAAGGCAAACUCACCAUUACUCCUAUGGCCACUCAUCGGAUCGUCUUGAAGGAGGAAUACAGAGGCAAGCCACCAGUUCGUCAAUUCCCAUAUGUGAUGUCUCCGAAAACCCAGGCGUUGGUAGCUGUCGAGCUGGAACGGUUGCUCGAGGCUGGCAUCAUUGAGCGUAGCGAGUCCGACUGGUCGUUGAAUUGCGUGCCGGUCAUUAAACCCAACAAGGUUCGGCUUUGUUUAGACGCGCGGAAGAUCAACGAAAGAACUGUACGUGAUGCUUACCCUCUACCCCAUCCUGGAAGAAUAUUAGGUCAGUUACCAAAGGCAAAAUAUUUGUCUACAAUAGACCUGUCCGAAGCGUUUUUACAGGUUCCCUUAGAAAAAGAGUCCCGAAGGUACACAGCUUUUAGCGUGCAGGGUAAAGGGUUGUUCCAGUAUACCCGGAUGUGUUUCGGAUUGGUCAACAGUCCUGCGUCAUUGGCCAAAAUCAUGGACUCCGUACUGGGUCAUGGUAUACUGGAACCGAAUGUUUUUGUAUACCUCGACGACAUCGUCGUGGUUACAGAAACAUUCGAGCAUCAUGUGCAGCUUCUUACGGAGAUCUCCCGUCGUCUACGUGAAGCCAACCUAAGCAUCAACCGGGAAAAAUCUCGAUUUGGGGUAGCCGAGGUUCCUUUUCUAGGUUACCUCUUAGGAACGGAAGGGUUACGCGCAAACCCAGAUAAGGUGAGGCCGAUCUUAGAUUAUGAACGGCCAACCACGGUGACGAAGCUCCGUAGGUUUCUAGGAAUGGCCAAUUAUUAUCGGCGAUUCAUCCCAGAUUUCAGCGGGGCAACUGCGGCCUUAACAGAUUUGUUGCAAACGAAAUCGAAACUGGUCCGGUGGAAUGAAGAGGCGGAAGCAGCCUUCGUUCGCAUCAAGGAACUUCUAAUUUCUUCGCCCAUUCUGGCCAGUCCAGAUUUCAGCCGCCCUUUCACCAUCCAGACCGACGCGAGCGACGUGGCAGUGGCCGGAGUAUUAACGCAGCAGCAGGAGAACGGAGAGUGUGUUAUCGCAUACUACUCCCACAAACUAACUACACCUCAAAAAAACUACCAUGCCGCCGAAAAGGAAGCAUUGGCAGCUAUGCUAACGAUAGACGCGUUGAGAGGUUACAUUGAAGGUUAUCAUUUCACUCUAAUUACCGAUUCAUCCGCUCUUACUCAUAUACUCAACGCAAAGUGGAAGGUCGGAUCUCGCUGUAGUCGGUGGGCGCUCAUUCUGCAGCAAUAUGAUAUGAGAAUAGUGCACAGGAAAGGCAAAGAAAAUGUUGUCCCUGAUGCACUUUCUCGUAGCAUUGCAGCAAUUGACGGCUCACCUACAACUUGGUACGAUUCCAUGAUGGGUAAAGUUGUGAGUAAACCGGAUGAAUUUGUCGAUUUUAGGGUCGAAAAUGGUAAUCUCUAUAAGUACAUCUCAGUACCUGACUUUCCACACGAUUCUAACUUCGAAUGGAAAUUGAUACCGCGCACAGAGGACAUCCCGAGGAUUAUUGAAGAAUCCCACAUCACGUCAUUUCAUUCGGGAUACGAGCGAACGUUAGCUCGGAUCAGGCAGCGUUUCUACUGGCCGCGAAUGGCAGCUCAAAUUCGUAAAUUUGUUAGACAAUGCACGACUUGUAAGGAGGUGAAGCCAUCUCACGUCGCCACAGUACCCGAAAUGGGGAAAAUGCGACUAGCGGAUCGACCCUGGCAAAUAAUUUCGGUCGAUUUUAUUGGUCCCCUUCCUCGAAGUCGUAAAGGUAAUCAGCAUUUGUUGGUGGUUUCGGAUUACUUCUCGAAAUGGGUUUUGGUUCAGCCUGUGAAGAAAAUCGCUAGUUCAACCAUGUGUGCGAACCCCGUAGAGAGAGUGAACCGAACCAUCAACGCUGCUAUCAGGACCUACGUCAAAGAGGAUCAGAGGCUCUGGGACACUAAAAUCGCUGAAAUAGAAAUGAUUUUGAAUACUAGUAUACACUCGCCUACUGGAUUAACACCCUACUUUAUAAUUCAUGGGCAUGAGUACGCAGAACUCGGAUUAGAUUAUCGGCUGGCUCGCCACGAUGAAAUGCUAUCGUCCGAGCAGUACGAGGAGCGGCGAAAAGCCUUAUUUACAGACAUCUACGAACUUGUCAAGAAGAAUCUUGCCAAGGCGUACGCUAGUUCAAAACGAACGUAUGAUUUGCGGCUUCGCCCGGCAAAACCUUUUGUACAAGGGCAGUUGGUGUCCAAGACUAGUAUUUUUCCAUCCCCUUUCGCAUCCGGCUUUUACGUCCUGCAUCUAACUUGUCCUGCUGUCCUCGAAAUCAUGUACUAUGACACCCUCGAUGGGUUUCGAGCGAAGGAAGGAUAG